AUGUCCGAGCUGUGCUACAUUCUGGAUGCCUCGUCGCUCGAAAAAGGCAUCGGCAACGUCAAGCGAUGGUGCGACUCGCAGCGGGCGCACAAGUUCUCGCGCCUCAGCUUGUACAUCCCGACCUUCACGCUGCAGGAGCUCGACUUCCUGCGGUAUCGCAGAAACAGCCACACGGCCAAGGAGUCACUACACUUCAUUGACCAGACCGAGUUCCCGCCCACCGUGGACAUGAUCAUCGAGUUUCCCGAGCUGCUGGACACGAUCCUGUGGUCCGACGUGCUGGACCAUCAGGGCGCGGACGCGGCGCCCGAGUUCGACCUCCGCGCAGGCGCGCCCACCGCGCGCGCACUGCCACGCCGGCUCCGCAACUUACUCAAGAGCUGCGUGUACAAGUGCCAUCUCGAGGGCGCCAACAACCAGACCUGGACGCUUAUCACCGAGGAUCCCGCGAUCCGUGGCCUCGCGCAGGCCUUCCAGAUCCCCUGCUGCUCCCUGGUCACCGCGGACCAGGAAAUCUGCAAGAAGCUUGACAAACGCGCCGCGCAGCAGAACGCCAAGUUCAGCAGCUAUCUCAAGAAGAAGAGCACCCGCGAGGUGAGCAAUGGCAAGGAAGUUUACCGCGCCAAGUUCGACCAGGCCAUCUACGCUCCACGCGGGGCCGGGGAGCUCUGGAGCCCAUAG
Molecule: messenger RNA, 681 nt
Organism: Lachancea thermotolerans CBS 6340
Lineage: Eukaryota; Fungi; Ascomycota; Saccharomycetes; Saccharomycetales; Saccharomycetaceae
Gene: NMD4
Product: Nmd4p
Exons: 1
Coding region: 1-681 (226 amino acids)
Source: RefSeq, a predicted model, not a curated record